UCUGAACACAAUUAAGGUGGCCUUUCGAAAUGGCAUCCAUCACUUUUAAAAUCACCCUCAUUACAAUUUGCAUAUUCUCCUCAGUUCUGUCAAUUACUUAUGCAGCAACUGAGGAGGGACAAACAAGACCCUUCAAGAGGGUUUAUGCCUUUGGGGACUCUUUUACCGAUACAGGUAACACUAAGAAUGCCAAUGGUCCAAGUGGGUUUGGUCAUGUAUCAAACUCUCCAUAUGGAACCACCUUCUUUAACCAUUCCACCAACAGGUACUCUGAUGGUAGGCUUGUGAUUGACUUUGUGGCUGAAGCACUAUCUUUGCCUUACUUGCCCCCUUACUGUCACAAAAAAGGCAAUGACACUUUUGGGUUGAACUUUGCUGUUGCUGGUUCUACAGCAAUAAACCAUCUAUUCUUUGUCAGGAACAACCUUACCCUUGAUAUCACUCCUCAGUCCAUCCAAACCCAGCUUCUAUGGUUUAAUAGGUACCUAGAGAGCCAAGGAUGUCAAGGUGUGGAAUCAAAGUGCAAAGAUUUUAAUGAGACUCUAUUUUGGUUUGGUGAGAUUGGAGUCAAUGAUUAUGCCUACACUCUUGGAUCUUCAGUCUCAGAGGACACCAUAAGGAAGCUUGCAAUUAGCAGUAUCUCAGGAGCUUUACAGGCACUGCUUCAGAAGGGUGCAAAAUACCUAGUUGUGCAGGGUUUGCCACCGACCGGUUGCCUUACAUUGGCCAUGUAUCUGGCUCCUCAAGAUGACAGAGAUGACAUUGGAUGUGUUAAAAGCGCCAACAACCAAAGCUACAACCACAACCUUGCGCUGCAAGCCAAAUUACAAGAAUUCAGGAAACAGUACCCCCAUGCUGUCAUUGUCUAUGCUGAUUACUUUAAUGCCUACCAUACUGUCAUAAAGAAUCCAAGCAAAUAUGGUUUCACAGAGGUCUUCAAAGUGUGCUGUGGAUCAGGAGAACCUCCUUACAACUUCAGUGUCUUUGCCACAUGUGGCACACCUAAUGCCACGGCUUGCACAACCCCUUCUCAGUACAUUAAUUGGGAUGGUGUUCACCUCACAGAGACCAUGUAUAAGGUUGUUUCUAAAAUGUUUCUGCAAGGAAACUUCAGCCAACCUCCAUUCAAUUUUUUGUUGGAAAAGAAAGAGAAGCAGGGGUGAAUGGUUCACCCAGGAAUAAUAUUUGGUAUUUGCUUGUCCUUAUGGCUUUAAAGCUUCUGCUAAUGUAACUAUAAGUGAGGGAAUUUGAUUUUAUCUUUUUUUGGUAGAACUUGUGUCCACUGCAUCAUAUAUGAGACGUUAACUGGAAUGUUGUAUUUGUAUCAUUUGCCAUGGUUAUCGUUAGCAGAACAUGAUAAACCGUAAUUAGCACAUGCUUG
Molecule: messenger RNA, 1381 nt
Organism: Gastrolobium bilobum
Lineage: Eukaryota; Viridiplantae; Streptophyta; Magnoliopsida; Fabales; Fabaceae
Product: GDSL esterase/lipase At3g48460
Exons: 2
Coding region: 30-1163 (377 amino acids)
Molecular function (GO): hydrolase activity, acting on ester bonds
Source: RefSeq, a predicted model, not a curated record